Messenger RNA from Anopheles coustani, 3071 nucleotides. Its product is annotated as myoneurin-like. Gene Ontology annotation, cellular component: nucleus. Gene Ontology annotation, molecular function: protein binding. The record is from RefSeq and is a predicted model, not a curated record. Bases 77 to 2482 code for a protein of 801 amino acids. NCBI's taxonomy places the organism in Eukaryota, Metazoa, Arthropoda, Insecta, Diptera, Culicidae. The transcript has 6 exons. Gene Ontology annotation, biological process: regulation of transcription by RNA polymerase II.
GGUGCUGAAGGAAAGCGAUUCGUAUCAUUGAUUGUAUAUGGUGUUUACGGUGUUUCGGUUUAGUUCGUAAAACAAAAUGAGCUGUGCAAAACCGUCCCCGUUUCACUGCAUUGUUUGCACGCUGGCAAAGAUACCGUUCACUUCACUGAGCAAAGAGAGCCAGCAGAGAAUCGUACGGAAUGGACGGCCAACGGCACAGAUGCCCCUUAUGCGGGCACGGCACGUACACAUCGACCUGGCCGAGCACGACUGGAUGACCGGGUGUGAUCGAGAACAGAAGCUUUACUGCUGGCCCUGCCUGCUCUUCAACACCUCUGAAGAUGAUGUGUGGGGGAAACGAGGAAUUUCCUACUUUUAUUGUCUAACUUCCACGAAACUGAAUCACGUGAAGGAAGCGUCGCAUCAGGCGAAAAAUAAAACCCUGAAACUGUGGAUUCAAACGGUCGCUGACAUGAGUGAUAGCAGUGAUGAGGAGGAUGUAGAAUGCAUACCUGAGCUAAAUUUUUUGAAUGAAUCCGCAUCUGAUUUGGAGGAAGAGAUCGAUGUAAAACCGAAGGAAGAGCUGUUGAAUGCAGGCAUGUCCGUUUCGCGUGAUCCGGUUGUGCCGAAAACCGGUCAAACGUCAGCAGAAAGUGAUCACGAAAUGGUGGCGCACAAUAUGCAGCACGAUGUCCUUGUUACGGCCCACGAUGUUGUUACGACCCCCUCAACAAGUCCAAUAACAGUUGCCGAAAGUAGUCCUACAAGUAGCCGUUCCUCAACCACUGCUAAACCGCGCUGCAAUACCGAAACGGAUUGUUUUGCGCGCUUACAUCAAAACACGCCACCGGAACGAGACGUCCAAAGAAUGUCACAAAUGGCACCAAACCGUACCGAGAAGUAUCAACUAAAAUGGGUUUCACAUCAACAGAACAUAAAUGUAUCGUUGUCGAAUCUUUACAAAAAUGAUCGUUACGCCGAUGUAAUGCUACUGACCUGCAAUGGGGAUGAGAAUUAUACGAUACCUGCGCACAAGCUCAUUCUUGGGACUUCCAGUUUGUACUUUGCAAACAUCUUCGAUAAGAACUCCGUACCAUCGAAUGCAAUACCCUACAUAGUUCUUCCUCCUGAUCUUACCUAUCGUUCGAUGCAAGUAUUGCUUCAGUACAUGUACACCGGGGAAUCGACUGUCUCAAACGAAAUUCUAAAGGAGGUACUGCGUGGUGGAGAAAUACUAAAGAUUCAUGGACUGUGGAGGAACGAAUGUGCUAAAACAUCUGGCACGGAUGGAUACGUGGGAGAGUCCAACGUACGGUUCGUCAGCCCGGUCACCGUAACGCUACCAGCACAACAGGCAUCCCACAGCACAGUUCAACAGAAACCGUCGCAGGCUACUCCGUUGAUACAAGUAAAUCGCGAUGUCGCAAUCGAUCCGGCCAGAAGGAGACGAGCAACAUCUACGGAAGGCGCGAGGUUGCGGACAGUUUCUGUUCAAAAUCAAGAAAACUCGAGUCAGCGAUUUGAUCACUCAACGCAAGGUGAAGGUGAGGAUGAUAGCUUGCAGCAACGAUUGCAAGGCACGUCGCAUGAGAAUCGCUACUGUCAACGAAAUUAUGUCGAUAAACAAAAUCCUGGCAAUGAUAAUAAUGUGGAGAAAAGAUCUGCUAACGUUGAGACCACACAGGAACCAAACAGUUUACCGCAGGAAUUGUGCAUUCUAAACGUAAAGGCGGAACCGGUUGAGUGGAGUGAUCUUCACGCGGGAGAAUUGGUUCUACCUGAAAGUUCAGAAGCACCUGGGAAAACCGAUGAAGCUGCAAAAAGAAAUGGUGACCAGCUCGAUUCGCGAACAGAAGUUAAAUCUGAAGGGUGUGACGACGUUCCUACGGAUAAUGCGGAAUCAUCGUGGAUACAAUCCCCAUCCCCAUCCACAGAACCACUAACGUACUCUCCGCUAACUUGUGAGCUUUGCAGUGAAACGUUUACUAUCCCCGGCGAAUGGGUCCGUCACAUCGAGGGUCAUAGCGAAACGGCACAAAAUCGACCGAAACGACGCCGUCGAACGGAAGAGGCCACGGAUACCGAUGAAACGGCCACAUUAAGGUGUGAUUUAUGUGCGACAUAUUAUUUUACGCCCGCCGAUUGGGUCCGCCAUAUACAGAGCACGCACACGGAAACCGAACUGGCCGCCUCGAACAACCGCGUUCUUCCAGGACGUCGUACAAAAAGUCGCAGAUCGUCAACAGCCGCUGCUAGCGAUGCGACCACAUCGGAGCAGGAGAAACAAUGCACUGUUUGCAAAAAAUCAUUUCCUUCGUAUGCUAGUAUGGCUAUCCACAAACGAACUCAUACCGGCGAAACACCAUUUCACUGCGAAAUAUGUAACAAGGGCUUCAACGUCAAAUCUAACUUCGUUCGGCACAUGCGGACACUGCACAAUCAGCAGGACGACUUGGAGUCAAUGUCAUCACAAACCGACCGUGAAAGUUGUAGCUCUGAUUAAGUCGAUGGCUAGUGCUCAAUCUGUUCUGGUUUAAUGGCACUACCUGUACUCUCAGCGUGUUCUCCUUAACGACCAUCGGCUGCGAUUAACCCUGCAGAGGUUUACUAGAUGGGGGUCCGCGACAACCGAGCGGUAGCGCCGGUUAGAAAAUAGGCCCAUGAGCGCCGGGGCUCACCACCUCGACGGCGUGGGUUCGAAUCCCAACCGAGACCGGACCCUCCCCUGUACGAGAGGACUGACUAUCCACGUACAACAGGGAAACAAGUCUCGUAAGCCCUUAACGGGCAGGCAUGACCAAGAGGUCGUUACGCCAAGAAGAAGAAGAAGGUUUACUAGACUUUUUGCGAUUUUCGAUAAGGACACCAUGCCAGGUACAGAAUGCAGUCGUUACCUGUUGUGCUUAUCCUCUUUCUUAUUAUUUGAUUGAACUUUUGGACUAGACUUUGUUUAUAGAUAUACUAUAAACAACAGAAAUGGCUGAUGAGGAUCAUUUUAAAAAGGGGUAUAGUUUAACCAGAAUUUGUAUACAUGUAAAAAGAUUUCUUCAUUGUGGGUAUUGAUUGAAUAAACUAAUGCUCCGUAAAUCAAC